This is a messenger RNA of Ruditapes philippinarum (Manila clam), 2455 nucleotides long. RefSeq names its product octopamine receptor-like. NCBI's taxonomy places the organism in Eukaryota, Metazoa, Mollusca, Bivalvia, Venerida, Veneridae. Gene Ontology annotation, biological process: G protein-coupled receptor signaling pathway. The transcript has 2 exons. Bases 817 to 2271 code for a protein of 484 amino acids. Gene Ontology annotation, molecular function: G protein-coupled receptor activity. Gene Ontology annotation, cellular component: membrane. The record is from RefSeq and is a predicted model, not a curated record.
AUUAACACUGACUAAUUGACUCUAUGUGUGACGUGAAUUAAAAUUAGCACAAUUAUCGGAUCGUGUAUAUUUAAAAUAGGGACUUCGGCUCACGUAUUAUCAUAGCAAUGGUUAUUGAUGCAAACAUUUAUAAUAUGAAUGUCAUAUCAUCAUAAUAUUGAGGAUAACUUGAAUUACAUGUUUAUAUUAAGGUUUAAACAAAAGCAGGAUAUUAAAGUGUGUUUUCACCAAUUUCUCCAGGAUUUGUUAAUUUGUUUCUCAUUAUUUUGACUUUGUUACAUUCAUGAUGUUAUGUAACAUACUAAAGACAACAUCAUUACUGUUGAAGUCAAUAUGAGCGUUUAAAAUCAUGUCGUAAGACCAAAAGAUCAAAGACAUAGACCGGAGAUGAAAAGACAAAGUUCAACAGAUGCGUCUAUUCUCUUGCCCAUACAUUAAAUCGCAUAUAGCUGCCAAGACCGUUGGAAGAGACAACAGUCACCCGUUACUUCAGAUCUUCAAUGAAAGAGCUUGUUUAAUAAGUGUCUAAACAAGAAAAUUAAAAAAAUUUAAUAAUCAUAUUUUGGAAACAAAAAUUAACAAGAACAAAGAUCAACAAGGCAUAGGCAACGUUCACAGGACGCCGAAAAGUUUUAAGUUGCUCAAAGUUAUAUCUUAAUGCAUUGAAUCUUAAAUGGAAUAUAAAUUAAUGGGAUGUGAACAUUUGUUUGUAUAGGUAAAGAAAAACGGAAAUUGUUAAUUUAGUGGUGAGAUAUGUUUUAAAUAAAUGCCCGCGAUAAAGUGAAAAAGAAAUUUUUGGUAUUAUAAAAUUAAAGAAUGAAAACCACUGAUAUGUUGAAUUUUACGCUUGACAGGAGAUAUAAUCAGUCUGAAGUGUUAAGAGACAGAGAUGGUGGUAGUUUUGACUAUGGUCAUAACCUUGAAAGUGUUUUACUUGCCGCUAUGAUAUCUACCUUAUCCUUUGUCGGAACAUUAGGAAAUAUUCCAGUUCUUAUUGUGUUUUGCCGUCGGAAAGAUAGGAAAGCUAGUAACACGUUCAUAAAAGUUCUUGCUUUCCUUGAUUUGUUAGUGUGUGCAUUCGUUAUGCCUUACACCAUUGUUUACGAGUAUCAUUUAGUGACAUCUGAUAUUGUCUGUAGGAUUUUUGAAUUUUUGAUACAUUUUUGCAUAGCAGCUUCCAAUACAACUCUAGUUGCCAUUGCGACUGAACGAUAUAUUGCGGUAUGCCAAAUCAGCAAACGAAUUAAUGUAACUACCAUCAAUCGUGGUGUUUAUGGAAUACUCUUUAUGGGAGUUCUAAUCGCAGCUCCAUCUAUUGGAACAUUUGCUGUUGUUAAAGAUACGGAGGUGAGAGAUGUACCUUGCUCAUUUCCACAUGAAAAUACUAGUGGGUAUUUUUGUCAUUUUACAUACUCAAUAAUGGGACAUGAUAUAGUAAAAGCAUAUCAAAUACUACAGAUGGCGAUGUUUUUUAUUGUUUUAAUAGCAAUUAUUGUUUUGUAUUCAAUUAUUUAUGGAGUUUUAUGGAAGAAAACUCAAAUAAGAAAGGCUUUAACAAGGCGCCGUGAAAGCAAUACACAUGGCCAAAGACAAGUCAAUCCUAUUGUUGAACAUGAUUCUUUAAUUAAAACAUAUGACACGAGCCAAGAAAAGGAAACGAAAGACGUUUAUUGCCAAAUAAAUUCUACAAUAUGUAAUGACGUCAAUAAGUAUACAUCGACUAAUUGUGAUAAUCACACAGACAAGAAAGUAGAGACCAAUGGAUUAAUAGAACAUCCUGUUAUCAGUCAAGAACAGUUCAAGUCGCCUCAUAGGACCGAUUCCAAAGUAACAUUCCAAAGCUCAUUAGAGAAAAUUGAAACGUGUAAUAAUCUCAUUAAAGACGACGAUGAACCUGUGCUUUGCCGAAGUGAGUCUGUCAACAAGAAAACACUUCAACCUGAGUUCGGAGUUGUAGAAAAAGUAAAACCUAGGCGCUCAUAUCAUCGGCGAACUGCAAAAAUGUUGUUUUUGUGUACUGUGAUAUACUUCGUUACGUGGCUACCAUUUUGGUUUGAUAUUUUCGGAUUGACUAAUUCGUUACUCUUACGUUAUGUGUUUUUCAUUGGAAACGCCACAAAUCCGAUAGUUUAUGGAAUUGUGAAUAAACAAGUAAGGCGGGCGUUUAAGAAUCUAUUUUUAGAUUGUAUGAAGGCGUGGUGCAAGGAAAAAAUAACACAAGGGAGACCGUCGACAAAUGAAAAUGUCUCGUUUUCUGGAACUAGCUUUUAAUUUUUUAAAUUCUUAAAUAAUAAUUUUGAAACUCUGCUUUCAUAUUAUCUCUGACUUCAACAGAAAAUAAUUUUACGAAUUUUGCUAAUAAAGAAAUUGCUUUAUAUUUGCCAAAUAUAUAUUUUUGUACAAACAAAUCUUCUAAAUAAAAUUACUAUUUUUAAUGUGUAAUAUACAGGUGUUG